This is a messenger RNA of Penicillium lagena, 789 nucleotides long. RefSeq lists its product as uncharacterized. Gene Ontology annotation, molecular function: tRNA binding; ATP binding; lysine-tRNA ligase activity. The transcript has 3 exons. Gene Ontology annotation, cellular component: cytoplasm; mitochondrion. The coding region runs from base 1 to 789 and encodes 262 amino acids. The record is from RefSeq and is a predicted model, not a curated record. Lineage: Eukaryota; Fungi; Ascomycota; Eurotiomycetes; Eurotiales; Aspergillaceae. Gene Ontology annotation, biological process: mitochondrial lysyl-tRNA aminoacylation.
AUGCAUUCAGUGCGCCCUCGGGCACUGUGGUCAGGCUUCGGCCUACAGAGGAGCACAGGAUUGCGUCCCUAUCUCCAGACCCCCCGACACCAACAACAACUAACCAAGCAGCCCCUGCGGAAAGGUAGCACGACCGCGUCCUCUCCCGAAAAGGCAUUCCAGGAGCGACUGCACGAAAUCAGCAAUGCCUGCGCAGACCCAUAUCCGCGCCUUGCGGUCGAUGCGCGCUCUCUGAGCUGUGCGCAGUUCCGCGCGCGGUACAGUCAGCUGGCCGUUAACGAAUCAGUAGAGGACACGGUCGUGGUCACUGCUAUCACCGGCAAACCGCACCGGACUGGCCGCGGCGAACUCACCAUCGAGACGACGGAACUGCCUCAGCUGCUCUCGCCGUGUCUGCACGAUAUCCCCGUCCACGACUCCACACAUGAAACCUCGCCGUACCCACGCCAUGUCCAGUUCCUGGCUGAUCCCGCUGUCGCGGAUAUCAUCCGGGCCCGGUCGUCGAUCGUCCAGUACCUGCGUCAGUUCUUUCUGGACCGAUCGUUCAUGGAGGUCAACACCCCGAUUCUGGGGGCUGUUGCCGGCGGUGCAGUUGCGCGUCCAUUCUAUACAUCAGCCACGGAAUUCUCCGAGCGGCAGCUGUCGCUGCGAAUUGCGCCAGAACUGUGGCUGAAGCGGCUGGUUGUCGGUGGGUUCGACAAGGUCUUUGAGAUUGGCCCAUCGUUUCGCAAUGAAGGUGUGUAUGUCUUUAUGGGAACGUUGAACCAAAUGCUAACGGACGAGCGCUAG